AUGAUUUAUUAUGAUUACAAAAAACAAUUAUCACAAGAGCAAUGUCUUGAAUCAUUACACAAAACCUUUGGUGACUCUUGUGUCUCUCGUGCCACAGUUUACAAUUGGUUUGCUAAAUUCAGUCGUGGCAGGGAUCACUUUGAAGAUGAACCUCGUGCUGGUCGACCAAGAACUGCAGUCACUCCAGAAAACAUCGAAGCUGUUCGUGAACUGGUAAACAUUGAUCCACAUAUCACAUGUCAACAGAUAGAAGACACUUUACAGAUUGGAUCGGCAUCAACUGAAAUUAUUCUUCAUGAUUAUCUUGGUUUAAAAAAAGUUACAUGUCUUUGA
Molecule: messenger RNA, 333 nt
Organism: Rotaria sp. Silwood2
Lineage: Eukaryota; Metazoa; Rotifera; Eurotatoria; Philodinida; Philodinidae
Source: the annotation of a GenBank genome assembly